CCCGCUUUCUUGCUUCUAGGAGCCCUGCUGCAGCUUCCGCUCCAGCCAACCAGUGCUUCUCCGACGUCGUGGUUCGCUGACGAGCGAGUCUGGGCUGCACAAUCUCCUCUUGCGGCGACCCAACUCAUCCAGGAUGCGAAGACCUUCGUCCAAAAUGGACUGAAUUCACUGAGCGGAACGCAAACGGUGUGCCUCCAUCUCCGGGCGCUUCUGAGCCAGCUCCAAGUAGCCGGCACCAUCACUCUGUCCACGACCGGCCCUCCGUCUCCCGACAACAGUCUUCUGCAGCACCCCGAGUUCUGGGGCAACGUGGUCACGAUCCAGCAUGCA
Molecule: messenger RNA, 330 nt
Organism: Geodia barretti
Lineage: Eukaryota; Metazoa; Porifera; Demospongiae; Tetractinellida; Geodiidae
Source: the annotation of a GenBank genome assembly